AUGCCAUUAUCCAAAUUGAAAAUGAAAUUGACAGAUUCAACGUCAUCAUCUUCAUCUGUUGCUCAAAAUAGUAACAAUGUCAAUACUGAAGAUAUUGAUGAAGUUGAUGAUCAAGGUCAAAGUAUAUUAAUGGGUAUCAUCUCUCAAUUAAGACCAGGCUGUGAUUUAUCAAGAAUAACAUUACCAACUUUUAUCCUUGAAAGAAAAUCAAUGUUGGAAAGAAUUACAAAUCAGUUACAACAACCAGAUAUUUUACUUGAAGCUCAUGCAACAAAAGAUUAUAUACAAAGAUUCUUAUUAGUCGUUAAAUGGUACCUUUCAGGUUGGCAUAUUGCCCCAAAGGCUGUAAAGAAACCUUUAAACCCUGUAUUGGGUGAAUUCUUCACUGCUUUCUGGGAUUUACCAAAUGAUGCUGGUCAAGCUUAUUAUAUUUCUGAACAAACUUCUCAUCAUCCUCCAAAAUCUUCAUAUUUCUAUAUGAUUCCAAAUAAAAAAAUUAGAGUAGAUGGUGCUUGUAUUCCAAAAUCAAGAUUUUUGGGGAAUUCCACAGCUGCAAUGAUGGAUGGUGUUACUGUUUUAAAAUUUUUGGAUUUUAUUGAUGAAAAUGGUGAGUUUGAAAAAUAUACACUAACUCAACCAAAUAUGUAUGCUAGAGGUAUAUUAUUUGGUAAAAUGAGAAUAGAAUUAGGUGAUCAUAUGAUUAUUAAAUGUCCAAAUACUGGAUUAUCUAUAGAUAUUGAAUUUAAGACAAAAGGUUUCAUUUCGGGGACUUAUGAUGCAAUUGAAGGUGUUGUUAAAAAUUCAAACAAUGAAUCAUUAUUUGAAAUUUCUGGUAAAUGGAAUGAUGUGGUUUAUAUUAAAGAUUUAAUUAAUGGUGGUUCUAAAAAAACUUUUUUCGAUGCAACAAAAGCAACUCCAUUACCUCCAAAAGUUAGACCUUUAAAUGAACAAGGUGAAUUUGAAUCAAGAAGAUUAUGGAAAAAAGUUACAGAUGCCCUUGGUGAAAGAAAUCAUGAAGUUGCCACUGAUGAAAAAUUUAAAAUUGAAGAUGCUCAAAGAGUUGCAUCAAAGAAAAGAUUAGAAGAUGGUGUGGAAUUUCAUCCAAAAUUAUUCAAAUCUGUGGAAAAUGAUGAUUUAGAAUAUUAUUUAUACAAACAUAUCCCUCCUGAUGCUGAUCCUCAAACUAUAACUAAAUUGAUUUUAGAAACUGCUCCUAUAUUACCUGGUCAACAAUUUACUCCUGAAUUUGAUAUACCAGCUUAUAAAAAAUUACAUAAUGAUGAUCAAAAAUGA
Hansenula anomala is the source of this 1293-nucleotide messenger RNA. Its product is annotated as OSBP family protein. The record is from RefSeq and is a predicted model, not a curated record. The transcript has a single exon. Bases 1 to 1293 code for a protein of 430 amino acids. Gene Ontology annotation, molecular function: sterol binding. Gene Ontology annotation, cellular component: intracellular membrane-bounded organelle; membrane; cytosol. NCBI's taxonomy places the organism in Eukaryota, Fungi, Ascomycota, Saccharomycetes, Phaffomycetales, Wickerhamomycetaceae.